Molecule: messenger RNA, 873 nt
Organism: Trichomycterus rosablanca
Lineage: Eukaryota; Metazoa; Chordata; Actinopteri; Siluriformes; Trichomycteridae
Product: cell surface glycoprotein CD200 receptor 1-B-like
Exons: 6
Coding region: 1-831 (276 amino acids)
Biological process (GO): regulation of neuroinflammatory response
Molecular function (GO): signaling receptor activity
Source: RefSeq, a predicted model, not a curated record
AUGAAGAUUCAGGAACACAUCAUCAUCAUCUGUACACUUUUCCUUUCAGUCGAAGGUUUCAAGAAUGAAAGUGCAGAAAUCGGCACCAAUGUGACUUUGCAUUGCACCAACAGAAAGAUUAGACUGGGCAAAGCGAUUUAUACCAUCUGGAAAAUUAACUCACAUGGCAAAGAGUGCAAAAUUGGCGUAUCUCAAAACGACCCGGAUCACGACACCUGCAGCGACGGAAAGAAGCUGAUCAGGAGCGCUGAUGGAGCAUACCACCUGAUCAUCCCACAAUUCUCCAUCCACGAUGAAGGAACUUACACAUGUGAUGUGUCCUACAAACAUACAGGAUACUUAGAAACUGUUUAUGUUUCUGCAUGGGCCCGUCCAGAAGUCCACGGCUGGUUAGAAGCUGAACGCAGCCGCACUGUCGCCGUGUGUGAAGCUACAAGCAGACCUGCAUCAUCCAUCAAGUGGAAAACUGCAGUGAACUUUUCCUCAUCCAGCACUGAAAUAACCGAGACUGCAGAGGGACUUUUCACCGUAGCGAGCAAAAUAAACCUGCCGGCGAACGUCCCGCACAGAAACAUCAUCUGUGUCGCCUCUACCAGCAACCCCAAGUUCAACCAGUUUCACUUUAACUUCAUGAUUAGAGAUUCAUCUGUUAAAUCGACUUUAAUUACCCUGCUGGUUCGUGCCUGCUGCAUUAUUGCUCUUGCAUUUUUAAUUUACAUCUUAUACAAGGUUUUUGGAGUAUUGAAAAGAAUUUACCGCAAACCCAAAGAAAUCGAUGCUCCCGCAGUGCCAGAUACACACAGAGAGGAACUACAACUACAGUCCUGUUAAGAUCUUCAGAAUGGAAAAAGGGAUUCGAUCAUUAAUCCUGGU